Messenger RNA from Arachis duranensis, 1029 nucleotides. RefSeq lists its product as uncharacterized. NCBI's taxonomy places the organism in Eukaryota, Viridiplantae, Streptophyta, Magnoliopsida, Fabales, Fabaceae. The transcript has 4 exons. The record is from RefSeq and is a predicted model, not a curated record. Bases 1 to 1029 code for a protein of 342 amino acids.
AUGUUGCGGAUAUUGUCCUUAGUUAAUGUUUAUUUGGGACAUGAACAAGCGCUUGAAGAUCUCAUUUCUGGUUGUCCUAUGAUUGAGGACUUAGUAUUGGAGCCCUGUGUUGGAUUGGAAAAUGUAAAAAUACAUGAUUUGCCUAAGCUAAAGUCUGCUAAGUUUUCUGGAUUUCGUGAAAUUCAUGUUGAUGUGCCGAGUCUAGAGUAUCUUCAUCUUGGUAAUGACGAAUUAGAGUUCCCUUGUGAUAUCAGUAUAGACAAGUGCAGAAAUUUGAAGUUUCCUUUCCUUGAGAGGUUGGAAUUAAGUGGUUGUGUUACAUCUGAGAGCCUAAUGAUCUCCAGUUCUCGCCUCAAGGUUUUGUCCUUCAAGGCUUGUGUAGAGUUGAAGGAAGCUAGGAUCGAUGCGCCGAAUUUAGAGUCAUGUAGAUAUUCUGGACAAUCCAGCCACAUGCCAGCAGCUAUGUCUUUUGUGAACUGUUCAAAUCAGGUGGAUUUUGAUGUUGUCUUGGCAAUAGAAUUUCGUAUUAUGGAUUUGAAAAGGCUUAGGGCAUUUCUCCAGAACAUAGCACCAAGAAAUGUUAUGGUAUCCUUGUAUCUUGGAAUCAUGAAAGGUUCAUCUAUUGUGUUCAAUGAAGAUGUACUACAAAAUGUUCAAGUCCCUUUGCCAAGGAUCAAACAAUUGAGGUUAUUGGUAGCUGAAGAAACUGAAGAGUUGUGUGUGCUUCUUAUCAAUGAUUUGUUUUGGAGCUUCCGUCCUGCUAUUAUUUCUUUGAACCUGAAAGUAUGCAGCAGAAUAUUCCUUAAGCUAUUAUUGGAGAAGCUAAGGUGCAACAACGAAGGAGAGGAGUGCAGUUCAAGUCAAAUGAAAUGUUGGUGGCGUGAUUUGAAAGAUGUCAAAGUCACAAGCUCUCCUAAGAAAUAUGAGAACCUCAGUGAUUGUGAAGCACUCUUGGAUUCAUUGCCAAUAAAUUUUUCUUCCCCCGAUCUGCAGCUUAACUUUCAGUUAGAGUGGGACUCAUUACGGUAA